AAUGUAACCAAGUAAUAAAUUAAUGUCUGAACAACCAGCAGACGACAACAACGGCGAGGAGAACAGGGAAGUUGGGGCCGAAAACGAACGUGAUGACCUGUCAAUUAACGCUAACUGCUCAUCAAAUAGAAAACUUUCAUUUUAUUCAACCUUCUUUUCGAAGCCACCAAUACCUGAAAAUACAAGAAAUUUCAACUAUUGCACUGAAGAAAUUUUUGAAUCCCACAACUUGGAGGAAUUGAUAUUAGAGGCAAGAGGAAGACAGGAACAACUAACAACAGAAUUUUCCCAAAUUCUUUUGUUGCAGAUCACGAACGCACUACAUCUUCUUCACGAACACGGGAAAGCUCAUGGAAGUCUUGACGCAUCUGUCGUGUAUUUUGUAAAAAACAAGAAGUAUAUUAUCCUUGGAGAGCAACAUGACGACAGCAUAAACGGGACAAGUUAUGAAUUCUCCCAAGAUUCUGUAAAACGGGACAUGGUCUUCAACGCUAACUUGCACUGUUUUGUCUUAACAAAUGGAGUUCAUGAGGUUUUUAGCGAGCAAGUUACCUCAAGCGACCUCAAGUGUUUAGAUUCAGAAAUAGCGUUGGACCUAAUGCGGAAAAUGUCUGGAAAUUACGAUACCAAACAAGCACUUAAACAUCCUUUCUAUUGGACUGUUAAAAAUAAAAUUGUUUAUUUAAAUGAAUCAUGUGAAACCACACGAUGCAAAGAUAUCAAAGAUGCAAAAAAAGUGUUCAAGAACGACUCGUCGGCGAGAGUGAUCCCACUUGGCGGUUGGAUAAAAAAAUUAGACCUUACUAAACAGGAUAUGUCACGCCUUAAAAGAAGAAAAAUUAGAGGGCCUGUAAAAAUACAAAUUAUCGCAGAUUUAACCAAGCCUAAGAAAAACACGAACCGAAAAAUCAAAUUUGAAAAUACAUGCAUAUUCGAUCUUUUACGAUUUUUCCGAAAUCAUUAUGUGCAUAUGAACGAAAACGAGGAGCCCGUAAAAGAAUGCUUUGAAAAAUCUGAUGCUGGUUACUGGAACUUUUUCUCAACAAGGUUUCCCAAACUAUUUAUGCACAUUUACACAAUAAUGAUCUCAUACAAGAAGUUUAAUGUUGAGGAAAUAACAUACAACAAGCCCCUUCCAGACAGCCCCUUCGAAUAAAAGAUCAAAAUAAUUCAUUUUUUGAAUCGCAAUUAUUCGUUAACACAUCUGACAUGCAUAUAAAUAUUUAAUGAAAUCGUAAACAUCUACUAAAUCAGUUCUUCCAAACGUUUUCCAGUUCGCGGCCCACUUUUAUUGGUUCGUUUUUGUGCAAACCACAAUGAGAUAUUAGAGAUAUUAUUAUAAGAGAAAAGAAACAAUGUAUCCCAUGCUAUUUGCUAUUAAUGCGAAACUUGAGCUUUGCAAAUUGGAUAUUAUCAGAUCAAAUCUUGACUUGAUAAUAGACAGGCUCUCACAAAAAGUUUGUGAAUGCUCGGUGAUCCACCACCAGCUUCGCGACCCACUGGUUUGGAAGGACUGUAAACCAUUCUUUCAGGUUGAUCUGCCUAAUUAUGCAGUUCAUAAGCUUUGACAAAAUGAAAAAUUUUGCAAUAUGCUUUUAAAGAGUGUUUUGAAACGUAGGAUAAUAAUAUUUUUAUGAUCUAUAUAUAUAUGUAUUUGACUAUGUGGUUUCGACUUAUAAUAAAGUUUAUAAAAAUA
Molecule: messenger RNA, 1696 nt
Organism: Styela clava
Lineage: Eukaryota; Metazoa; Chordata; Ascidiacea; Stolidobranchia; Styelidae
Source: RefSeq, a predicted model, not a curated record